This is a messenger RNA of Juglans regia (Persian walnut), 1253 nucleotides long. RefSeq names its product B-box zinc finger protein 20-like. Lineage: Eukaryota; Viridiplantae; Streptophyta; Magnoliopsida; Fagales; Juglandaceae. Gene Ontology annotation, biological process: photomorphogenesis; regulation of DNA-templated transcription. Gene Ontology annotation, molecular function: zinc ion binding. Bases 234 to 1115 code for a protein of 293 amino acids. The record is from RefSeq and is a predicted model, not a curated record. Gene Ontology annotation, cellular component: nucleus. The transcript has 3 exons.
GAGAGAGAGAGAGAGAGAGAGAGAGAGAGAGAGACUCUGGUUGGUAUAAUAUAUAUCCAGAGCUUUCUUAAAGUCGGAUCCCCUGCUAUAUGUGGCUUCUCAUUAUCCUAAAUUGCCCAUAAUAGUUUGUCUCUUCCUUUCCCCAUAAAAGACACUCUUUCCUUUUCAGCGAAGAGUUGUUUAGAUAAUGAUUAGAAGUUAAAAGUUGGUAGAAGUUAAGAAAUAAUUAGAGAAUGAAGAUCCAGUGCGGCGUAUGUCACAAAGGGGAGGCCACUGUAUUCUGCCCUGCGGAUGAAGCUGCUCUCUGUUAUGGCUGCGAUAACAGCAUCCACCACGCAAACAAACUUGCCGGCAAACACACUCGCUUCUCUUUGAUCCACCCCUCCCUCGAGGAACUCCCUAUCUGCGAUAUUUGUCAGGAAAGGCGCGCCUUUCUUUUCUGCAAAGAAGAUAGAGCAAUUCUAUGCAGAGAAUGUGACGUCCCAAUUCACAAAGCCAAUGAACAUACCCAAAAACACGAUAGGUUUCUUCUCACAGGUGUAAAGCUCCAUGCCUCUUCUUCUUUAUACCCAACCCCAACAUCCUCCAAUGGCUCUGAAGCAAACAUCGACACUGAGAUCAGAAGCCCAGAGUCUUCAUCAAGAAAGAGACCAGACACUUUUCCUAAUGAAUUGUUCCUCAGUUCUCCAAGUGGGAAUGCAAAUCCAACAGCUAGCAAGGUUGAAGAAAAUCAGAUUAACGACAGUACGGCUUCCAUUUCAACCAGCAGCAUAUCAGAGUAUUUGAUGGAAACUUUGCCGGGUUGGCGAGUUGAAGACCUUCUUGACCCCGCAUUUCCUGCCAAUGGUUUCUGUAAGAGCUUUGAUCAAUCUCUCCCGUUAGUGGAUCAAGAUCUUGAGAGAAAUAUGGGUUCUUUUCCAUCAGAAGAUUCGGGCAUCUGGAUUCCUCAAGUACUGCCUCAAUUUCAUCUCUUUCCCCAGGCUGAUUUUCUGAAUGGAUUCAAGGAAUCGGCAAAGACUACUGACGUAAAAGUGAGCAGCCAGAAAUGGAGUGAUGAUGGUUUUACAGUACCUCAAAUCAGUCCUCCAUCUAAGAAAUCAAGACGCUUUAGAUAAAAAGCUUGCUUUUUAAAUUUUAUAUGUGCCAAUUCAUGUUCAACCUGUUCGUAAUCUGCAGAUCAUCGUCGGUGUGUGGUUAAUUCUGGGGUCAGUCAGUGGCUUUGAUGUUGUUCGCUCGAAUUGUUUGUAAUCAUG